Molecule: messenger RNA, 1296 nt
Organism: Caenorhabditis remanei
Lineage: Eukaryota; Metazoa; Nematoda; Chromadorea; Rhabditida; Rhabditidae
Exons: 5
Coding region: 1-1296 (431 amino acids)
Biological process (GO): transmembrane transport; vitamin transport
Cellular component (GO): plasma membrane
Molecular function (GO): vitamin transmembrane transporter activity
Source: RefSeq, a predicted model, not a curated record
AUGGAUUGGCGUACCACCACCGCCGUCCUCUGUCUCUACGGAGCUGUAAAGGAGUUCCGUCCGGCGACACCGUUCCUCACUCCAUUCCUAGCAUCCCCUGAGAAGAAUCUGACUCUCGACGAAUUAUACUCUCAAGUCUAUCCCUAUUGGACGUAUUCCUACAUGAUGGCCUUGAUUCCGAUGUUUGUAUUGACCGAUAUUCUGAGAUAUAAACCGAUAGUGAUGAUUGAAGCAAUCGGAUUAGUUGCCACGUGGGCAUUGCUGGUUUUUGGAAAAGGAGUCACUCAAAUGCAGAUUAUGCAAGUCUCGUUUGGCGUCGCGUCUGCCGCUGAAAUCGCGUAUUACUCCUACAUUUACUCUAUUGUCGAUCGAAAACACUAUAAACGAGCUACAUCUUACAUCAGAUCCGCUGCAUUAUUCGGAAAAUUAGUGGCAUUUGGUCUUGGACAGACCCUGAUUUCAACGCAUACUUCAAAUUACUUGGUUCUCAAUCAAAUUUCACUUGGAGCUGUCUGUCUGGUGACUGUAAUUGCGGUUUUCUUGCCACGUGUCAAAUCGGAAAAAGCGAAAGUUUCGAUGAGAGCGUUGUCGAUUGAGGAGCAGCAAAAUUUGGAACUAGUCACCUCUUCACCCAAAGAAAAACAGCUCAGCUACACCCAAGAAUACCUGAAACGCUCCCUAGAAGAGCUCAAAACAUGCUCAAAAAACCACGAACUCCUCAAGUGGUCUCUCUGGUGGGCUCUAGCCAGCUGUGGUGUUUAUCAAGUCCAAAAUUACACACAAUCACUAUGGAAAGAGAUGCAAACGGAUCCGGAUGACGUGGCGAAUGGCGUCGUCGAGUUUGUGAACACCGCGCUCGGCGCGUUUCUCUCGUUGUUCAUCCAUCAUUUGUCUAUCAAUUGGGCACGUCACGGACAGAUGAUUCUUUUUGUGACGUCUGCAAUUGUGGCUGGAUUACUGUAUGUGUGUUCGCAGACGCAGACGGUGAUGGUGGCUUACGUGGCGUAUGUGGUGAUCGCGUCGAUUUAUCACAUGUUGAUCACUGCUGCUUCAGCCAACGUGGCGAAAGAGCUGUCAUCUAACAAUCAUGGGUUGAUAUUCGGGUGCAACACAUUUCUGGCGGUUUGCCUUCAAUCGAUACUUACACUGGUCGUUGUCGACUCACGGUUCUUGCAUUUGGGUAUUAGGACACAAUUCGUCAUCUACUCCGGCUACUUUGCCAUCGUCGCCUUGAUAUUCGCCGUCUUCUUCGUGAUCUCGCUAUUUUCGAAAAAAACUGAAAAUGAGACCAGCUGA